AUGAAAGAUAAAGUAGUAGUUAUAACUGGUUCAACAAGUGGUAUCGGAUUUGAAAUAGCCAAGCAUUUUGCAAAACGUGGUACAAAAUUAGUUAUUAAUUCAUGUUACGCAGUGAAGGUUGAAAGAAAUUAUUUGAUUAGUCAAAAUAAGUAUGCGACAGCGACUGGAUUAUCAGAAUUACUUUGUGGAGAGUUGAGUCAUGAUCAAAUAACAAGGUUUUUGCACAAAGGAGAAUAUGGUUCUAAUGAAUUAUGGGGUUAUGUUAACAAUGAUGAAGUGCAAAAAAUUUCUACGGAAUUAAAAAAUCUUGGUGCAGCUGACAUAUUUUAUCAAGGAGUAAAUCUUGAAAAGCCGAGUGAAAUAAAAUCUAUGUUUGAAAAUAUAGUAAAAGAAUUCAGAAAAAUAGAUAUAUUAGUGAAUAACGCAGGUAUUCAACAUGUUGCCCCUAUCGAUGAGUUUCCUGAAGAUAAAUGGGAGCAGAUUUUGCGUAUAGAUUUAAUAGCAUCUUUCUAUACUACAAAAUACGCUAAUCCUAUAAUGAAAAAGAAUGGCUUUGGGCGUAUCGUCAAUAUCGCUUCAGCUCACGCAUAUGUUGCAUCUCCUUUUAAAUCGGCAUAUGUGGCAGCAAAACACGGAAUCUUUGGGAUUAACUAA
Messenger RNA from Chrysoperla carnea, 654 nucleotides. RefSeq names its product D-beta-hydroxybutyrate dehydrogenase-like. The coding region runs from base 1 to 654 and encodes 217 amino acids. NCBI's taxonomy places the organism in Eukaryota, Metazoa, Arthropoda, Insecta, Neuroptera, Chrysopidae. The record is from RefSeq and is a predicted model, not a curated record. The transcript is spliced from 3 exons.